AUGGUUAUCAAAAACUGUAGAAGACUUGAUUUACCUGAUGAGGAAUGGGAGGGCCUGCAAAGCCUCAAAUACCUGGCAAUGGAGGAAAUAAUGGAGCUAAAAUCUCUUCCUGAAGGAAUUAAACAUCUUACCUCUCUAAAAGAUCUAUUCAUCACGAAUUGUCUUGAGUUAACAACUUUGACUGAGGUCAUAGGCGACCUUACAUCCCUUGAAUGGCUUUCAAUCAGGGACUGCCACAAGUUAGCUAUGCUUCCCCAAAGUUAUUUGAACAAAGAACAAGAUGGAGACUUGGCAUUACAGAUGAAGAUCAAUGCAUGUUACUCUUGGAUUUUUCAAUGUACCACGCUCGGGUCCAGAUUCUUGAGGAUACAACCCAACCAGCUUAGAUCGCCGGCUUUAUCUCAACCGAUAGGAAACCGACGUACAGCUCAGCACUGGAAAAGAACCAUGACGGAUCAUUCGGAAACUCAACAACCUCCCCGGACAAAUGCUAACCUCACGGCCGCAAACACUGCGCUUCUAGCAGAGAACCAGUGGAUGGCCGAACUGUUGGCGGCGAUGCAAAACAACGGAGAUCGGAAGGUCGAUAGCAAAAGGACAAAUGCUGAACAGCACGAAGAACAUCAGUCAGAGUCCAAUGCUAAGACAGAAGAAACUGUCACCAAGUCUAGGAGGCGACGAGCUAACCCAUUCUCUAAAGACAUAAUGAGUUACAAAAUGCCCCAGAAUUUUACACUCCUGAUGACCCUAACACCAUACAAGGGGAUCGGGGACCCAAAAGUCCAUGUCACCAAAUUCGAGUCCAUGAUGUUUCUCAACAGUGACUGUGACCCCAUUUUAUGCCGAUCCUUUCCUACUUUCCUAAAUGGAGCUGCUUUGCAGUGGUUUUCUAAUUUUCCUGCAGGGUCCAUAACUAGCUUUGACGAAUUCGUCAAGAUGUUCAUCAAUCACUUCGCAGCCUCCAAAAUUUAUGUGAGAGACUCGGAUUAUCUCAUCACGAUCAAUCAAGGUCUGCAUGAAAGCCUCAAGGACUACAUGACGCGUUUCACCACGGCGGCCAUGGAGAUCCCUGACUUAAACCCAGAAGUACAAUUGCAUGCUAUCAAGAGUGGCCUCCAACCAGGAAAGUUCCAGGAAGCCAUAGCUGUGGCCAAGCCGAAGACGCUAGAGGAAUUCCAAGACAAGGCCACGGGACAGAUCGAAAUAGAAGAACUGCGUGAAACGCGAAGAAAUGAAAAACCACCAUCACGAAAAGACGAUGACAAGUCGGGCAGGUUCAACACGAGAAGAGAGGACAUAAUAAAGGAUAUAUUACACAACAGACUCAUAAAGCCACCAGUCAAAGCGGGAACAUACCAUGAUCAAAAGUACGUGGACAAAGGAAAGCAUUGCGCGUUCCACCAGAAGUUCGGCCACACCACGGACGAGUAUGUGGCAGCUAAGGACUUAUUGGAAAGAUUGGCAAGACAGGGGCUACUAGACAAAUACAUCGGUUCAAGGAACCAGAAGGAAGCAGCUGACACGAGCAAGCCGAGGUAUAACUCGGAACGCAGAGACAAAGGAACAUGGUGUGACCCAGUAGAAACCCCCACAUCCAAAGGGAUCAUAAACAACAUAUCAGGAGGUUUCGCCGGAGGAGGGAUAACAAGCACAGAAAGGAAGCAAAAUUACAGAGCCAUGAUGACAAUGGAAGGAACUCAGUAG
Molecule: messenger RNA, 1704 nt
Organism: Arachis duranensis
Lineage: Eukaryota; Viridiplantae; Streptophyta; Magnoliopsida; Fabales; Fabaceae
Exons: 5
Coding region: 1-1704 (567 amino acids)
Source: RefSeq, a predicted model, not a curated record